UUUCAGGCGGCAUUUAUUUCAAUUUAUAAAGAACUGUUCCAAAUUCCCAAAAAAUUGUGGUCCCAAAGUCUUAUUGCUUUCGUUUUCAGGGCUGCACAAGAAAACGUAGAUCCAGGGUUUGUUACAAAAUAUGUACAAUACAUGGAGUACCCAACCCGAAGCACUAGACUAAAAGAUCACCGCUAGUCAUGUAAAACGAAGGCUCGUGGCUGGCUGCAUGGAUGUCAAAGAACAUGUUUUUAGGGGCAGGAAAAACGAUAGGAUUGAAGAUAUUGGCAGUGUUGAUGAAUCCUUUACURGAGAACAAUUUUCAGCUGGACCAUGUCAACACAACUCAAAGUUUGCCUGUGUCUUCAUACCUUGUUCAAUUCCUCUGUUGUACCUCGCAGGCAAUUUGUUACUUGGAGUUUGUGUUUUUGCUGUAAUUUGUAUGUACCUUAUUGGAUAUAUGUCUAAGGAGAGGAAAAGUAUUAUUACAGCAUUUAUAAUUAGUAUAGUGGCACUACAAUUUGUAGCAAUCUAUAGCCUUCUACCGUUUAUAUGGCAAUCUUUCUUUAAUAUUGGUCUUGUCUUUAUUUACAAUGUUUUCUUAGUGCUAUCAGGUGGUGUUGGGCUUCUACAGUUAAAGCAGAUGCAAAUGGAGGAACCUGCAUUUAUUGUGUAUUUGGAGUACAUUUUGUUUGUUGCUUAUCCAAUAACUGGCCAGUUUGUAAUGACAAGUGUUUCAGCUCUUUUGUUUGGUUGGUGUUCUGCUCCAUUUUUUUGCAUUAUUUAUGGGUUUUUAUUUGUCCAAGUGUUUCUUGUCCCUAGCCAGUCAUCUUUUCUGUAUCAUCCUACUAUACAUAAGACAGGAGAUGAACUCAAGCCAACAGACAGUGAUAUUAUUGGACCAAUGGAAAAGACAUUGUUAUUAUUUAACUUACUCACAAUUCCUGGAUCUUUGUUUAUAAUUAUCCACGUUAUGGAAUUUGGGAAGCUUACCACUUGGAUUCAACUUCUCUUCUGUGGCAUCUUUCCAGUUUUCCUUUGCACUUGCUUGAAUAUUGCUGAUGUGAUAAAGUUUUUAGACUUACAUUCAACAUUUGUGUAUAAGAUGAGAUGUUACUCUGGUUCAGUUUGCCUGAUGAUAUUUUCAGUUCUCUUCUGGUCAAAUGGCUUGAUAUCUACUUCUGGAUUACCAAUAUUAUAUGGAAACAUCAUUCUGGGCUUAGUUGUUGGAAUUUCUGCCAAAUCAUUAGGAAUAAGAAAGACACUUCAUCAAAUUUUUCUAGCAAUGUUGACUGUAUUCUAUUUGAGCAUGAUUGGUAGUUGGUGGACCUAUGUUAACUUGUCUAGUCAAAUGCAGCUUAUUCUGGUCGGAUUKACAACAUUGUCUUUAUUGAGUGUGGGCAGUAUUUGGAUGUCAAAUAAUAAAUCAGUAUUGAGCACCAUCAUGGUAUUCCAUUCAGCAGGAAUGGUCCUUUGUGAGUUUUUUCUUCUUGAGCAAAGCUUAUAUUCUGUGUACUAUGCAAUGGUUACUGCAGUAAUUGUUAUCUAUGUUAUGUUCAGGUUAUUUAUUGUAAAUGUKGUAAACUGGCAAGCUACUUGGCUUUGUUGGUGUCUUCAGUCUAGUAAACUUUCUGUGGUCAUUCAGUCAAUUGCACCUCAUCAUGCUCUAGAUCAGGGAUAUUUAUGGCCAAGAGCUUUCAUAAAAUAUCGUCCAAUUGCCUGUGUUGUCUUCAGUUUGUUUUUCUCAAAGUUACUUAUCUUCUAUGAUGAAAAAUCUGUUACUUUUAAAAAGGGAGUUCAAACAUGUUUWGGGAUUGGUAUCGUGAUCUUACUUGCCUAUGACAGUCUUAUCCUCCCUGUCUGGAUAAUUCUAACCAACCAAUGGCCUUCUGGAGCUGAUGUUGCAGCAACUGUUGUACUGUUGUGGGGGCUGCUGUGCUUGAGAGUCUCCUUUACUCACUUUCAUAACAACCUUGAUGCCAAAAGACUGACUGUAGUUAUUCUCUGUAGUGGAGUCUUUAUUGAACUGUUCCAACUUAAUUUCAACCCCAUGCAGGUUACCUAUAGCCUUUGUUACUACAUUAUAUCCCUCAUGUUCCCACUGGCUUUUAACUUAGAUGCCGAAUUGAUUGCACUCCAUUGGCUGUUAUUGGUGUCUUUUAUAACUUCUUUGAUCCUUCUUGUAAAGCUUGUGAGGCUAGAACAUUCUUCUGUACUUUUCCAUGCUGUUGUGUCUGUGUUGAUUGGUUUUCCAGUUGGUUUAAAAGCUGCAUCAAUGGUUAUACCUUUUCAAAUGUGUCUACCGUUGUGYUACGGAGCAUCAUCUUCUUUUGCUGUGUAUUUGAUUGUGUCUUCCUGGAAUGACUUUGAUGAACAGUCACAUAUCCAAAGAGGUUGUAGUUUUGUGGCCCUCCUUUUAUCCUUUGUCCUUUCACUUUUAUUGGAGCCAAAAUUGGACAAAAAAGCUAGUUAUUUAAGGAACUCUGUUAUGACAAUACAUUUUGGUCGUUUCUAUUACCUGAUGCUCUUCAUGGUUCUGGCACUUAGUUUGAAAAGACACAAAUUAAAAGUGAAAGAAAGCCUGGAGGAUAAUAGAGGUAAAUUAACAUUGGUCAAAGUCAUUCUUGGGUCUUCAUCGCUGGCCAAUAUCUCAGUAUUUCUGUCAUGCAUACUAGCAGUGUCAUUGUCUCCGGACAAGCACUGGGAAUUAUGGUUAUUCUUGUGUGCAUGUAUAUUAUUACUAUGGAGACCUGAAGGACUGCAUUGGAGUAUUCCUGGUUCUUUCUUUGCCUCUGUAUUUCUGGUUAUAUCCAUGUACUUGGGUACAAUUAUUACUGCUUUGCCACUCACUCUAGCAGUAUACUCAAUCAUUGGUUUUUGUAUGGAAAUGGUUGUCUUACACUUUUCUCUCCCAUCACAUAUUGGACUCAUUUAUACUCUCUGGAGCAAACACAUAACAUUGACUCUACAACAACUGGCCGUAUUUUCUGGACCCAUUAAUGUUGUAUUAUUGGUGUACUGUUCUACAUCAUGUGGCAAAAUUCUUGGUCUUGCUGGUAUAUUCGCAGCAUACUGGACAUUUUACYAUGUACAAUGUAAAUUAUAAUGAAAACUAUUGCUCAGGAAAUAUUGUUGUUGUUGUUGUUCUUUAGUUAAUUUUUUAGAAUUUAUAUACUGCUAUGUUUGACUUUCUUGAGAACAUUCAAACUUUUAUAAUUUCCUUGACUAGUGAAUCCAAAUAUGUCAUUUUUCCAAAGUUUUGAUAGUUACAAUUACUCGUUUGGGCAAUCUUUAGUUUCAAGGGAAGGGAUUUAGUAAUCCAUGACCCAACGGUCGUCAACUUGCAUCACUUUCGAUSUCCAUAUCCCGCAARGUGUGAAAUCGGGGGAUUAACCCCGAUCCCUGCAUUGAAACGCAUGUUGAAACUCCACAGCUGAAACAGAAUUUUACAUGAUUCCUCUGCGCGAUGGGUAGAAUUAACCCAUGUGCUAUCAAACAACAAGUCCAAAGUUACUUUAUUUAUUUUAGCACCGGGUUUUGAACAUAUUUCAAUUUCCGAUGGAUUCUUUUAUGACUCUGAGUUAAGGUGUUGCGCAUGGUGUAGAUUUCGUUACACAAUGCGUGACGCCCUGCAUGCUACUGCCAACCCAUAAUCGCUUACAAAACCGCGAGAAGCCGUACUCGAGUUUCUUUUGCAGAUUAGAUAUCGACAAGUCAGGACGUUGAACUGAACGUUGACGACAAGGGUUUGCUGUUCUUUUAUCACAAGUGCCUCGAGAGACUCUUAGCUUUUCUCCUCCCAGUUCGACUCCAAAAUCGAUGACGUCAUUGAG
Messenger RNA from Exaiptasia diaphana, 3821 nucleotides. RefSeq lists its product as uncharacterized. Bases 218 to 3094 code for a protein of 958 amino acids. NCBI's taxonomy places the organism in Eukaryota, Metazoa, Cnidaria, Anthozoa, Actiniaria, Aiptasiidae. The record is from RefSeq and is a predicted model, not a curated record. The transcript has 26 exons.